ACAGGCCCCAUCAAACCGGGCCAGCUGUAAUAUAUACAUGGAUGCAGUUUGUGCUUCAAAAGGAGCCACUUUUUAUGUCAGUCUAUUGUUUGUAAGAAUCACUAAACACGUAACUUAGACUAACUAAACACGUUGCAAGACUGUUUCUUCGAAAUAGUAUCGUGAAAGUACCUCUUCUCGCACCUCGCCUCUUCUCGAACCUUUCAUUUGUUUACAUUUUAUGCGCAUGCGCGCACGCGCACAACGUCAUCGUUUUGUGGGUACCUACGUAUUGUUUACGACGACUCGCGCGUAGCUGUCAAUCUCCGAAAAUGCGUCACAAACAGAAAUUCCCAAUGAAAAGAGUUAAAAAACAUAAGGGGUACUCUCCAUCAGCACUCACAAAUGCUUACAAACUUGUAAAAGAAACUGGGAUCCCUAUUAAAACUGCUGCUAGACAGUAUGGAGUGCCACAUAACACCCUUCGCGAUAGGGUAAAAGGCCGCGUGGAUCCAGAAACCACGAUGACAGGUUCUGGUCCACUAUUUACAUUGGAAGAGGAGGCAAAGUUAGUAGCACAUAUUAAACUGAUGGCUGAUUUGGGGUACGGUUUUACCAUAACAGAAGUGGUCUCAAAAGCAAGUGACUAUGCAGUCUUUCUUAAGAAGAGAACACGGGACAAACCAUUGACCGUGAAAUGGUUUAAGGGCUUGCGCAACAGGUGGCCGGAGCUCAGAGUCAUAAAACGUAGGGGGUUAGCUAAAUGUAGGGCAGAAGCUACCAAUGAACAAGCUGUUGAAAGCUAUUUCACAAAUUUAGAAAAUGUGCUGAAAAGUAAAAACCUUAUUGACAAACCUGAGUGUAUAUAUAACAUAGAUGAAAAAGGGUUUCAAACUGAACAUGCCCCACCAUACAUAGUAAGUGGUAAUGCAUCAGCUCCCGCAAUCACCUCUUCACGGACAGCAACAACCACGGUCAUUGGUGGCGGUAACGCAAUUGGGACACAGAUUCCUCCCUUCUUUGUUUUCAAGGGUGCGAGAAUGAAUGAAACAUUAAUGCAAGGUGCUUCUUCAGGAUCAGAUGCAAUUAUGUCAAAGACAGGCUGGUCUAAUUCAAGCAUUUUUUUGGAAUAUUUACAAUCCCACUUCAUCAAGUACAUUCAAAGAUCUGAUCCUAAUCAGCAAAUUAUCAUCAUAUUUGACGGCCACAAAUCUCACAUCAAUGUCCCUGUGUUGGAAUGGGCAAAGAAAAACAACAUAAUUUUGUUUGUCCUUCCAGCACAUACAUCUCACGUGCUUCAACCUCUUGAUGUAGCCUGCUAUGGACCUCUGCAGAAAAUAUAAUUAUGCAUGUCAAAAAUUUAUCAGAGAACAUCCAUCUUCAAAAAUCACAAGAUACAAUAUUGCAGAAUUAGCAUCCAAUGCAUAUGUGACAGCAUUAUCCGUGAAUAACCUGAGGGCUGCCUUUGAAAAGACUGGCAUAUUUCCAUUCAAUAGAACUGUGAUAAGUGCUGACAUUUUUAAGCCAUCAAUUCCUUAUGUUGUUCCUCAAGAAAACACAUUGGCUUCUGACACUCAGCCAUGCAUUGACAAUUACUUUACAACUGCCGAAAACAUAAUUGAAAUGAAGAAAGCACACCAUACACUAAAAAAGACUUUAAGAAAUCAUGUGUCUGGUCAGGAAAUAACUAGUGAUUGCAUAAAUCAAGAAAUAUUAUCACAGCCUUUACCACGUUCCAAAGAUACACCAGUCUUUCCUAUCAACAAAAGAAAACAAACAAAAACAAAUGCAACACAUGUCAAUCAAAGUAAUGUCCCCCUCCCAGAACCUCUUCCUGGACCUUCGCACAUUGGCAUCUGUGAUACUGAUAGUCAGUCUUCUGAAGAUGAUGUUUCUGAAGAAGACAAAUGUUGUGUGUGUAAACUUUUUCAACCCAAGGAACUGAAAAACUGUGUUUCCCUUGUGUUUACAAAAUGGGCACAAUGUGAUCACCAAAACUGUGGACAUUGGACACACUUGAUUUAUUGUUGCAAACAGAAAGUUGUUCGGCGGAAUGAUGUCUUCGAAUGCCCAUGUCAUAAAAGUGAAGAGUAAAAAUACUAAAAUUGAAAUAAAAACAU
Molecule: messenger RNA, 2099 nt
Organism: Dreissena polymorpha
Lineage: Eukaryota; Metazoa; Mollusca; Bivalvia; Myida; Dreissenidae
Exons: 2
Coding region: 312-1322 (336 amino acids)
Cellular component (GO): nucleus
Molecular function (GO): DNA binding
Source: RefSeq, a predicted model, not a curated record